This is a messenger RNA of Orcinus orca (killer whale), 2184 nucleotides long. It is a transcript of the gene ABHD8, whose product is annotated as abhydrolase domain containing 8. Bases 356 to 1654 code for a protein of 432 amino acids. The record is from RefSeq and is a predicted model, not a curated record. Lineage: Eukaryota; Metazoa; Chordata; Mammalia; Artiodactyla; Delphinidae. The transcript is spliced from 6 exons. Gene Ontology annotation, molecular function: catalytic activity.
CCCCCCCCCCCCGGGGGAGACACUUAAAGGGCCGUCUCGCUAGGCGGUAGCGGGAUGUCCCCGCACUGACCGCCCUGGGCCCGCGCCCGCCCGCGUAAACGCGCCCGGCCCGACCCCGCGCCACCAUGUAAACGGCGCCCGCAGGCGGACGCCGGCUUCUCCGCCCGGGACCCCUUUGCCCUGCCCCGGGCCCCAGGGCCCUCGAUGAGUUGCCAUGGACACGGAGUGAGGGCCGUGGAGCCCUCAUGGAGCGGGAUGGAGGCCUGGAGGCCCCCAGCCAGGGCUUUACCUUCUCCAUCCUCAUCUCCACCACUGGGGGCUGUGUGCCAGAUUCCCAAGAACCCAAGGACACACCAUGCUGACCGGGGUGACCGAUGGGAUCUUUUGCUGCCUGCUGGGCGCGCCACCCAAUGCUGUGGGGCCCCUGGAGAGUGUGGAGUCUAGUGAUGGCUACACCUUUGUGGAGGUCAAGCCUGGCCGCGUGCUGCGGGUGAAGCAUGCUGGACCCGCUCCGCUCCCCACCCCACCUCCACCACUGUCAGACGCCGCCCAGGGGGACCAAUCUGGCUUGGUCCACUGCCAGCGCAGAAUCACCGUGUACCGCAAUGGGCGGUUACUGGUGGAGAACCUGGGCCGGGCACCACGAGCUGAUCUCCUGCACGGGCAGAACGGCUCUGGGGAGCCACCAGCCGCCCUCGAGGUAGAGCUGGCUGACCCAGCGGGCAGCGAUACCCGCUCGGGCCCAGGCAGUGCUGGGAGUGGCAGUGGCGGACGACGGCGGCGAGCCCGACGCCCCAAGCGGACCAUCCACAUUGACUGUGAGAAGCGCAUCACCAGCUGCAAGGGCGCCCAGGCCGAUGUGGUGCUCUUUUUCAUCCACGGUGUCGGCGGUUCCCUGGCCAUCUGGAAGGAACAGCUGGACUUCUUUGUGCGCCUGGGCUACGAGGUGGUGGCGCCCGACCUGGCCGGCCACGGGGCCAGCUCAGCGCCCCAGGUGGCCGCCGCCUACACCUUCUAUGCACUGGCAGAGGACAUGCGUGCCAUCUUCAAGCGCUAUGCCAAGAAGCGAAACGUGCUCAUUGGGCAUUCUUACGGUGUCUCCUUCUGCACGUUCCUGGCUCAUGAGUACCCAGAUCUGGUGCACAAGAUGAUCAUGAUCAACGGCGGGGGCCCUACGGCACUGGAGCCCAGCUUCUGCUCUAUCUUCAACAUGCCCACGUGCGUCCUGCACUGCCUGUCACCCUGUCUGGCUUGGAGCUUCCUCAAGGCUGGCUUCGCCCGCCAAGGGGCCAAAGAGAAGCAGCUGCUGAAGGAGGGCAAUGCGUUCAAUGUGUCUUCCUUUGUGCUUCGGGCCAUGAUGAGUGGCCAGUACUGGCCCGAGGGCGAUGAGGUCUACCAUGCCGAGCUCACCGUGCCCGUCCUGCUCGUCCAUGGCAUGCACGACAAGUUUGUGCCGGUGGAGGAAGACCAGCGCAUGGCUGAGAUCCUGCUCCUGGCCUUCCUGAAGCUCAUCGAUGAAGGCAGCCACAUGGUGAUGCUGGAGUGUCCGGAAACGGUCAACACGCUGCUCCACGAAUUCCUGCUCUGGGAGCCCGAGCCCUCGCCCAAGGCCCUGCCCGAGCCCCUGCCCACGCCCCCAGAGGAAAAGAAGUAGCCGCUGAGCUGGCAGGGUAGCGCUUAGUGAGCCGAGGAGCCUGAGGAGGGGCCCGGAGCCGGAGUUGGGUCUGCCGCCCGCGAGGACCACCUGGGCGGGCCGUUCGCUCCAGUGGGCGGGGUCAGGUCAGAGAGACGCCCCCCAGGCCGGCUGGGCAGGACGUGGCGUUCGUGGGAGCCAGGUGGACACACCGCUCUCUGCUAGUCCUGCGGGACCCAUCGGUUUUUCGGGGCCAUAGCCGGGACCCCCGCGGAGGAUGACCUUGUACAGAAGCCCCCUACCCCAAAACGCCAGGGCCGAGGCAGGCCACCACCCCGCUCUCUGUCUUCCGUGUUCGCCGUGCUUGAUCCUGGGACCCACGAGCCCCGCAGGGACCUUCGAGACCCCGCCCCAAUGCCCGAGACCCCUUACCACCCCCCAUUCCUCGGCGCUGGGAGCUAUUGUGGCCCAAGGAGGGAGGGUUUGGGAGGGGCUGGCACCACCGAACCCGCACAUCUCAACUUGUAACUCAAUAAAAAGUGACAAUCUGA